UUAUCUGYCAUMAAAUGGAGUCAUUCUUGGAMGAUCUUAAGAACCAGGUCCAGUGUUUGCUAUGCAAUGAGACGAUGUACGAACCCAAGUUGUUACAGUGCUUCCAUACAUUUUGUAAGACUUGUAUCAAGUCAAAUACACAACUCGAUGAACAAGUCAACGUCUUCAAGUGUCCCCAGUGCACCUCACAAACCGUGCUUGAACAACUCGAAGACGUAGAAGACUUGCAAACCAGCCCGAUACACUCAAGAAUCCUGAAAGUCUUGUCGCUUGUAGAGAACCAGAAGGUUUGUUCGRUUGARGCGAGUCAYUGUGAAGCAUUAUGGCGAUGUCUAGACUGUGAUUGCUCGUUGUGUGACGAGUGUCUUGGUCUGCAUGCUAAAUUUGCCAAGAAUCAUAAAGUUGUUUCAUUGUCCAGCAUGACUAAGGAAGACAUUGAAACAAUGAUGAAAAGAGAAGAGUCAUGUAAAACACACACUAAUCAAGAUGUUAUGWWGUAUUGUCGAGACUGCGAUGCACUUAUCUGUUUGCUUUGCUUGAAAGAACAARCACACGACAAACAUGACUUAUCAUCACUGCAGGAAUUCGUUACCAUUGAGAAAGAAGGUCUGAUAAAAAACCUUGAAGAAAUCGAGAGAGUGACUACCAACGAAGAAGAAARAAAACAGCAMGAMGAAAUCGCCGUUGACAUCCGAGAUUAUGGACAAAAGGCUAAAGAACAUGUCAAGAAAGUAACAAAGAACUUGKUGAAAACACUGCUUGAMCAAGAAAAACAACUUUUAGCGGAGAUCCAGCAAUCCAUAACGAAARCUGAAAGRAACUUACGAAUAUUACAUCACACCUCWGCAGCGCAAGAAUACGUMCAAUACUUYGCUGGAAAUGGAACAGCAAGUGAAAUGAUGGAAAAUCGAAAUAAAAAUUGCUCUCAAAAGUUCACUUAUGAACCGUUYCAGCAGGACGUGGKUGGGAUUCAUUUCAAACCCAAUGAAGARCUUUACAAUCAAGUGAAGACUGGUUURGGACAAGUAACGUUAUUCAAAAAGSCUGYAGAUGCMAAGUCAUGUWCAUUGAAAGUKGAACCCAAUGUAGAGGCCAUGAAAACAACAMAGCUGACGGURGUAAUGAAAACUUCAGAAGGAAAAGCGGYCAACGAAUCUCURGACAAUGUAAACAUACAGGUGACCCCUGAAGAUGAUGUAGAGAUUGGUGAGAAACGGAUSGAGGUUGACGGUGAGGCAACAUUGGACGUAACUUUUCGUGUUCCUGGUCAAGUUACUGCACACGUAGAAGUACGUGGAAAUCCUGUAUCUAACAGUCCACUUGUUAUGAACAUUGAACCACAAAACAUACCAAUAAAAGACAUAAAGCUAGYAAAGGAUUUGAAUAUAGGCUCAAAMWGSUAUGGUGGUAUAGCAGUAAAUACAACAAAUGAUAGAAUUGCUGUAGCAGAUYSSUYUUCACACUGCRUUAGAGUCUUYAACAUGGAGGGAGAUUUGCUGCUGAAAUUUGGUAGCMRAGGAARCGGCCAGAAACAAUAUAAUUMUCCACAKGGUYUAGCAUUUCUUARUGAAACUGAUKUAGUMAUAGSUGAUUWWGGAAACMAMAGAAUAUGCAUUCUGGACACAGUUAAAGGGGAAACGAUUAAAACGUUUGGUUGUCRUGGUAGUGGGGAUGGGCAGUUCAGUCGUCCUUUUGGAGUAUGUGUUGRUGAUGCYUCUAACAUCUUUGUAUGUGACYWURGUAAUCAUCGUAUACWGGUGUUCACUAAGGAUG
Exaiptasia diaphana is the source of this 1773-nucleotide messenger RNA. RefSeq names its product E3 ubiquitin-protein ligase TRIM71. NCBI's taxonomy places the organism in Eukaryota, Metazoa, Cnidaria, Anthozoa, Actiniaria, Aiptasiidae. Gene Ontology annotation, molecular function: protein binding; zinc ion binding; ubiquitin-protein transferase activity. The record is from RefSeq and is a predicted model, not a curated record. The annotation marks the transcript as partial. Gene Ontology annotation, cellular component: nucleoplasm; chromatin. The transcript has a single exon. Gene Ontology annotation, biological process: positive regulation of DNA-templated transcription.